AUGUUGUCUUCAAGACUAUCGCGAGCAUUUUUGCCUCGCGCAACAAAUGCCAUCCGCCGCCCAGCCGCCAUCACUCCAUCACUCAACACAUCAUUCCGAAGGCAUUAUGCUGAUGGUGCCGAAGAGAAGGUGAAAGGCCAAGUGAUUGGUAUCGAUCUCGGUACCACGAACUCUGCCGUCGCCUUGAUGGAAGGGAAGCAACCUCGCAUCAUCGAGAACUCAGAAGGUGCAAGGACAACGCCCUCCGUCGUCGGCUUCACGAAAGAAGGCGAGCGUCUCGUUGGUAUUGCUGCGAAGCGUCAGGCUGUUGUAAACCCUGAGAACACUCUCUUCGCAACGAAGCGUCUCAUCGGUCGCAAGUUUUCCGAUGCUGAGGUGCAGCGUGAUGUCCAGCAAGUGCCAUACAAGAUCGUUCAGCACACCAACGGCGAUGCCUGGCUAGAAGCUCAAGGACAGAAGUACUCGCCUUCGCAAGUUGGUGGUUUCGUGCUCGGAAAGAUGAAGGAGACCGCUGAGGCUUACCUUGGCAAGAGUAUCAAGAAUGCUGUCGUCACUGUACCAGCUUACUUCAACGACCAGCAAAGACAGGCCACCAAGGACGCCGGUCAGAUCUCUGGCCUGAAUGUUCUCCGUGUCGUCAACGAGCCAACUGCUGCUGCUCUCGCUUACGGCCUUGAAAAAGAGCAAGACAGGGUUGUCUCUGUGUACGAUCUUGGUGGUGGUACUUUCGACGUCUCCAUCUUGGAAAUUCAGAACGGCGUUUUCGAGGUCAAGUCGACGAAUGGUGACACCCAUCUGGGUGGUGAGGACUUCGACAUCAUUCUUGUCCGCCAUCUCGUCCAGCAAUUCAAGAAGGACAACGGAAUUGACCUUUCUGGUGACCGCAUGGCCAUUCAACGUAUCCGUGAGGCUGCCGAGAAGGCCAAGAUUGAGCUUUCAUCGUCUCAACAGACCGAUAUCAACCUGCCUUUCAUUACUGCUGACGCCUCUGGACCAAAGCACAUUAACAUGAAAAUGAGCCGAUCUCAGCUGGAGAAUCUGGUUGACCCUCUCAUCACCAAGACCAUCGACCCCGUUCGCAAGGCACUCAAGGACGCCGGCCUCCAAGCCAAGGACAUUCAGGAAGUCAUACUUGUCGGUGGUAUGACUCGUAUGCCCAAGGUUGCCGAGUCAGUCAAGAGCAUCUUCGGCCGUGAUCCAGCCAAGUCUGUCAACCCCGAUGAGGCAGUCGCCAUUGGUGCUGCCAUCCAAGGUGCUGUACUUUCUGGUGAGGUCACUGACGUUCUUCUACUUGACGUUACGCCUCUUUCCCUUGGUAUCGAGACUCUGGGUGGUGUAUUCACCCGUUUGAUCAACCGUAACACCACGAUCCCUACCAAGAAGUCCCAGAUCUUCUCUACCGCUGCUGAUUUCCAGAGCGCUGUCGAAAUCAAGGUCUACCAAGGUGAGCGUGAACUUGUUCGCGACAACAAGCUCCUCGGCAACUUCCAGCUUGUCGGUAUCCCACCUGCGCAUCGUGGCGUGCCUCAGAUUGAGGUUACCUUCGACAUCGACGCAGACUCCAUCGUUCAUGUCCACGCCAAGGACAAGUCGACCAACAAAGACCAGUCCAUCACCAUUGCAUCUGGAUCCGGUCUCUCUGACUCUGAAAUCGAGAACAUGGUUCAGGACGCUGAGCGAUACCAGGAGCAAGACAAGGAGCGUAAGGAUGCUAUCGAGGCUGCCAACCGUGCUGACAGCGUGGUGAACGACACCGAAAAGGCGCUCAAAGAAUUCGAGAGCCGUCUCGACAAGACUGAAGCUGAGAAGAUCCGCGAAAAGAUUGCAUCUCUCCGUGAGGUUAUCAGCAAGAGCCAGGCUGGCGAGGGCAAUGCCACAGCCGCAGAACUGAAAGAGAAGACGGAUGAGCUGCAAACUGCUAGCUUGACCCUGUUCGAUCAAAUGCACAAGGCCCGCUCCGAGAACCAGAACCAGGAGCAGCAACAAGACGAACAGAAGAACCAAGAUGAGGACAAGAAGCCAUAA
Pseudovirgaria hyperparasitica is the source of this 2025-nucleotide messenger RNA. RefSeq names its product mitochondrial heat shock protein-like protein. The transcript has 3 exons. NCBI's taxonomy places the organism in Eukaryota, Fungi, Ascomycota, Dothideomycetes, Acrospermales, Acrospermaceae. The record is from RefSeq and is a predicted model, not a curated record. Gene Ontology annotation, biological process: cellular response to unfolded protein; protein refolding. Gene Ontology annotation, molecular function: ATP binding; heat shock protein binding; misfolded protein binding. Bases 1 to 2025 code for a protein of 674 amino acids. Gene Ontology annotation, cellular component: mitochondrion; cytoplasm.